This is a messenger RNA of Plenodomus lingam JN3, 942 nucleotides long. RefSeq lists its product as uncharacterized. The record is from RefSeq and is a predicted model, not a curated record. Gene Ontology annotation, molecular function: 4-hydroxy-tetrahydrodipicolinate synthase activity. NCBI's taxonomy places the organism in Eukaryota, Fungi, Ascomycota, Dothideomycetes, Pleosporales, Leptosphaeriaceae.
AUGGCCCCUCCUCCCGCUGCUGGUGUAUGGUGUCCUGCAGUAACCUUCUACGACACCACGACCGCUCACCUGGACCUUGACGCCCAGAGGAAGUACUUCUCCUACUUGGCCAAAUCCGGCCUAACAGGUCUCGUAAUCCUUGGAUCCAACGCUGAGGCCUUUUUGCUCACGCGCGAUGAGAAGAUCGCUUUGGUGAAGGCUGCACGCGAAGCAGUUGGACCAAACUACCCCUUGAUGGUCGGCGUCAGCGGUUUCUCCCUUGCUCAAGUGCUUGAAAAUAUCAAAGAUGCGGUCGCGGCAGGUGCAAAUUACGGCCUGUUAUUGCCAGCUGCUUACUACGGCGCUGCGACCUCCAAAGAAGUAGUAGUGGGCUUCUACGACGAAGUCGCGCAAAAGGGCGAUCUACCAAUUGUCAUAUACAACUUUCCUGGUAUAUGCAAUGGCGUGGAUCUGGAUUCCGUCACCAUCGCCGACCUUGCGAAACGUAACCCGGGCAAGAUUGUGGGAGUCAAGCUGACUUGCGGAUCCGUGGCGAAAAUCACCCGUCUAUGUGCAGAGCUACCUUCUGACAAAUUCUCAACCUAUGCUGGACAGGCUGACUGGCUGGUGGCUGGUCUUGCGGUUGGAAGUGCAGGCUGUGUUUCGGCGUUCAGCAACGUGUUCCCCAAAGUCUGCUCAAAAGUCUACGAAUUAUACACGAAUGGCAAGACACAAGAGGCUCUGGAAUUGCAUCGAAAAGCCGCACUAGCUGAGAGCCCUAUCAAAGCUGGUAUUGCGCCCACGAAGCACGCUGUAAGCCAGUACAGCGCGAGGCUAGCUGGAAUAGAGGGCGCGGAAGACAAGCUGAAGCCGAGACGACCAUACCUACCCGUCAGUGAUGCUAUCAAAACGAGUGUCAAGAACGCAAUGGAUGAGCUGGCGGCAAUCGAAGAAUCUUUGUGA